AUGCUAGACCAGUCUUCCGGCAUCGUCGCGCACGUCGUGCGCCACUGCGGGAAACUCGUCUAUCAGGAGUACGCAGACGUCAACAUAGUAACGCAACUGACUGGGGGUGGCAAUUUCAGAUACUUGGAGGCUGUCACUGACGAGCGAUUUUCGAUUGUGGUCAUCGUGCCCCCGGGUCCCGCCCUGCGAAAGGGUGAAUGGGCCCAGAUCUGUGUGGAGUUGGAGGGAGGCAGGAGAAUCAUCAAGAAGACAUUGAAGACAUUGGAGCCGGAGACCACUGCACACGUCUUCGAUGGCAUGAGAGUCUUCGACGGGUUGUACUGGCGCAACCACCGCAUGGUUUUUGGCGAGAUCCAGUCCGGCGCGCCUACGCUGGACGACGAUCGACUCUCCGAGGAGAAGAAGAGUCGUGGUACCAUUUCCAUCACCGUCAAGACUGGCUACCCCAAGUGGGAAGAGGAAGCCGUCGCUCCAGCUUUGUACGCACUCUUCGCUUCGAGUGAGGUGCUUGAGCACAAAUCUCACGGCCUCAAAAGCGCAACGCAUAUCAAUCCACACUGUGGCGGCCCAAGGCAAGGGGUAGUUCUCGUCCCGUACACCGGCGAUGAUGCAGUCGUCGAACUUGCUUCGUUCAAAUUCUGCUAUGUGUCUCGUGCUAUCCUGAUAGGGCGCGGCAUCACUCCAAAUGAACAGGCGCCCGCUGUCACUGUCGACGCAUCCGAUACCCCUAGCGGUCAACCCACUGAGCAGGCCGUGCGCAGAGACUCCCUCGAACCCACCCAGCGCUCCGCUUUGCCACUCAAGCGCAGCGCGACCACCACUGAUCUCUCCGAAGACGAAUCUGGCCCAUCAAGAAAGCAGAGCAAGGCGGGGGCAGCUCCUUCUACGCCAAGGCAGCCUGGGUCCAACCCAAGACGCUUCGCGGUCACCUUCGAGCGCGACCCAAAACCCACUCAGCCUGCGUCAAACCCGAAACGCUUCAACGUCUGCUUCGAGCGCGAUUCGAAAACCACUCCGGCUGCUCCAGACCCAAUCCUCUCAGAAGGACGCAGCGGCCCACACUCAGGAGCGGAGAUCAGCCGCACCGCCGUCGUGCUGAGCGGAUCUUCGGAGGAAACGGGGGCUGGCACUCCAGUAACAAAGCAAGCAGCCACCGACUCCGCACGUGCAGACGUAGGGGCAACGGACAAGACAGCAACGCCAGCUGCGGCGCAGAAGGAGAAGGAGAAGAAGAGGCUCAUGCUCAUGCUAGAGGAGAACAAGAUCAUGCAGAGGCUGAUGGAGCUUGAGGAGGACAUUGCUUAG
This is a messenger RNA of Saxophila tyrrhenica, 1305 nucleotides long. RefSeq lists its product as uncharacterized. Lineage: Eukaryota; Fungi; Ascomycota; Dothideomycetes; Mycosphaerellales; Extremaceae. The record is from RefSeq and is a predicted model, not a curated record. The coding region runs from base 1 to 1305 and encodes 434 amino acids. The transcript has 4 exons.